AUGGUGGUGGUACCUCACUGGAAAACACCUUCAGGGCUUGCCACUUCAGAACCAGCCAAUUUUUGCUCCUCAGCCCCCUGUAAGAAUGGAGGGACCUGCAGAGAUCUGGAAGGCGGCUACGAGUGCCGGUGUGCCCAGAAUCCCAUAGCUUACACGGGGAGAGACUGUGGGUCGCUAGCUGAGCCGUGCCGCAGAAAUCCAUGCCCACCUGAAUGGACUUGCAGUGGGAUGCCUGGAUUCCUGAAUUACGCUUGCCACUGUAGAUCAGGCUUGGCAGAUCUCUCUUGCAGAACGUCCGGGGUUGAAUGUAAGGACAACCCUUGUCCUCAGCCUGAUUUCGAGUGCAUCGAGAUCCAAGACGGGUAUGGCUGUCAGUGCCAGAGCUGUCCAGCAAGGUCUUCCGUUUGUUCUAGCCAACCGUGCUCCAGCAACGGCACCUGUCUUGAGAACGCUGGGACCUACACGUGCCAGUGCCCACCCGGUCACAGCGGCACUCGCUGUGAGGAGGAGGUGGACGAGUGUGCCUCCAGUCCCUGCCAGAAUGGAGCCAUCUGCCUUGACCGAGUCAACGAAUACAGUUGCUUCUGUGUGCCCGGCUUUCAGGGCUACCACUGUGAAAUUGACAUCAACGAAUGCGCCUCCCAGCCUUGUCAACACAACGGCACCUGCCUCAACCAGAUAGACCAUUACGUUUGCCGGUGUCUGUCCGGCUACACAGGCAUGAACUGCGAGGUGGAGAUCAACGAAUGUGAGUCAGGCCCUUGCUGGCAUAGUGGCACCUGCAGUGACCACAUUGGGUUCUUCACCUGCUCCUGCCUGCCAGGCUACGCUGGAGCCCAGUGCGAAGUGGAUGUUGAUGAGUGCCACAGCCAGCCUUGCCUCAACGGAGGGAUGUGCCAUGACCUCAUCAACAGCUACCAGUGUGACUGUCACAACACUGGCUUUGAAGGGCAGCAUUGUGAGUUGGACAUCCUGGAAUGUGCUUCACAACCUUGCCAGAAUGGAGCGUCCUGCUUGGAAGGAGCUGGAUUUUACAGCUGUUCUUGCUGGCCAGGGUAUACAGGGACGCACUGCGAAGACGACACCGACGAGUGUGUGACACAUCCCUGUCUCAAUGGUGGUCAGUGCCUUGAACGGUCCAAUCAAAGCUACUAUGGGAAGCACGUGGAUUUUCCGGAGCACUUUAGCUACCAAGCAGCCGCUGGAUUCAUCUGCCGUUGCCCGCCCGGUUUUGAGGGAAAGACCUGCUCCAUCAACACCGAUGAAUGUGAGUCUCAGCCGUGUCAGAAUGGAGGAAGCUGCGUAGACUUGGCGAACGGCUAUCGGUGUGACUGCUUGCCAGGAUAUUCAGGGAUCGAGUGUGCCAACGACACUGAUGAAUGCGAAGGCCACCCCUGUGAAAACGGAGGCGACUGUGAAGACGGCAUUGCGGACUAUACCUGCCACUGCAUCCUUAGCCCAGAUGGCAUAGCCUGGGGAGGGAAGAACUGCUCUGUGGAGCUCACGGGGUGCAAGGGCCACAACUGCCAAAAUGGGGCUCUGUGCAUCCCCACCUUCCAAUCCGAGGCCCAUGGCUAUCUGUGCCAGUGCCCCCCUGGAUUUUAUGGCCCCACCUGCUCCACACCAACCACCUUCUCAUUCACAGCUAAGGCCUAUCUCUUGAUCAACACAUCUGCAGACAGUAAGACCACAAGUGAUCAUGGGGCCAGGGUGGCCCUCCGGUUCCGGACCACCCUUCUUGAUGGCCUCCUUUUCCACCGAGGCCAUGGAAACGAGCACCUGCUCCUGGAACUCCACACUGGCCUUCUACGGGCGGUGUUUUUGACACAGGAGGCCAAUGUCUCUUUCACACUGGAGGCACCACCGGUAAAUGAUGGCCACUGGCACAAAGUGGAAGUCUUCUUGCAAGAGUCUCUUGAACUCAGGCUGUGGCACGAAGCGUGCAAAGCAGGUGUCUGCCUGUACGGUCAUCCCCUGGGCGAGACAACCCCUAUUUCCUUUUUGCCUUCGUUUCUGCAAAUCUAUAUUGGAGGAGUUGAAGGGGAAUUAAUGAACAACCACACAAGACACUUCACCGGUUGCUUGGAAGACCUGCAGAUUGACUCUAAGAUGAUCCUACCCCAGGACGUAGAGGGGCUGCAGCCGCCUGGGUUUCAGCUGGGCUGUGAGAGAACGGAGUGGUGCCGGGCUCAGCCUUGCUCACAUGGUGGCCAAUGCGUUGACCUCUGGACGGACUUCCGCUGUAACUGUUCUCGGCCCUACGAAGGUCACACUUGCUCCUACGAAUCACCGGCCGCCACCUUUGGCCAAGACCAUUCUUCUAGCUUUGCCACCUUUGCAGUCCACAACAGCCUGGGGACAAGCUUUAACCUCUCGUUCUUCAUCCGGACCCUGAAGCCCAGCGGGCUAAUAUUCCAGAUCAGCAACGGAAGCGAAGUUUUCCUCACGGUAUACUUGAAGGAUGGGAAGCUCCAAAUUGAGGCACCAUCUGCUGCUCCGGUUGGAUCGUCUGGAAAUCUCGCCAAUGGCACAAGGCACUUUGUGAAGCUUUCCUUCCAUGAAGGCCUCGCUCGUGCCAGCCUCUUAAACAGAGAGGAAUUGCUGGGAGAUGUGACAGUAACCCCCCCUGCCACUAAUUUUGAGGUUCACGUGGGUGGGCUCCCACACAAAGGCAACCUUGACACCUGGGGAGGUCCUUUUAAAGGCUGUCUUCAGGAUGUCCAACUGAACCACCACCAGAUGCAGUUUUUCCCUCAUCCAGAUAAUAACAGCAUUCCACAAGACGUGUCUGUGGGACAAAACCAGAACGUUGUUCCAGAAUGCGUCUCAGAUAACGCCUGCAAGUCAUCUCCAUGCCUCAAUGGUGGUCUCUGUGCUGUCACCUGGAAUGACUUUAAUUGCAGUUGCCCACCCAGCUUUACUGGAAAGUGCUGUGAGGAGAGAGUCUGGUGCAAAAGCAAUCCGUGUCCACAACCUUCCACUUGCGUUGAUGUCCCCUCUGGUUACAUUUGUCUGGCCAACGCCACAUUUCACGAGCACGAUGCAAUUGAAUUCACAGCAAACACGUCCAUCGUCAGAGCUCUUCACAGCCUCCGCCUGGACUUCAGAACGCGGGACAACGAUGCUGUCUUGAUACGAGCAGUAGAGCAAGUGGAUUCUCUUCUGGUGGCUAUUUCGAACUCCUCGCUGCUGGUCGAAAUCCGGAGUGGCAAUGGAGUUGAGGGAGCAAACUUCCUCAGGCAGAUGCCCAUCUCUGAUGGCUCCUGGCACACCCUUUUAUUGACCAUGGAAGAGCCUUUGGCCCUUUCCUCACGGUGGCACCUCCAUCUGGAUGGAUCCACCAAUACAACUCUCCGGGGGAAUGCUGGGAAUCUGGAUUUCUUAAAAAGCAACACAUUUAUUGUCCUGGCUGAAAACUUCACCGGCUGCCUUGGACGUGUAGAGAUCGGGGGGCUGGUUUUGCCCCUGGCUGGUCACCCUGUCUACCCACAGCCAGAACAGUUUGUGCAGGGGACCAGCAGGCUGGUCCUGCUGGGCUGCCAGGGAGCAGACGUCUGUUCUUCUAACCCGUGUCUUCAUGCAGGCUCCUGCCUGGAUCUGUUCAAUGCCUUCAGCUGUGCCUGCGGGCCCGGGUGGGAAGGGCCGCUGUGUGAGACCAACACGGACGACUGCAAAUCCAGCCCGUGUCUUCACGGGGCGUGUGUGGACCAGGUGGGAGACUUCCAGUGUGCGUGUAAGAGGGGCUUCAUUGGGAAGCGCUGCCACAUCAACGCAGACGACUGUGUGAGGCACCAGUGCCAGAAUGGAGGGAGCUGCGUGGAUGAAGUCUAUAGCUACUCCUGCAAAUGCCCACCGCAAUACUCUGGCCCCCUCUGCGAGUGGCCCUUCCCACCUGAACAAUGUGGCAUGAACUUCACAUGUUUGAACGGUGGCAAAUGUACGAGUGGCCCGUGGGGAGCCAACUGCAGCUGUAAACCAGGCUACGCAGGGAAGAAAUGCCAGAUCAACAUCAGUGACUGUGACCCCAACCCCUGCAAAAACGGGGGGACGUGCCAGCACUCCACGAAUCACUUCCGGUGCAUAUGCAGUGCCAGCUAUGCUGGGGAAUACUGUGAUGUCAACAGGGGGAGCCUCCCAGGCACGGUGUUCCCAUUUCCCUUAGUCGAAGUUGCAGUGCCAGUCGUCUGCAGCUGCUUGUUCCUUCUCAUGAUCCUCCUUGUCCUAAUGGUCCUCACGGCCCGGAAGAGGCGCCAGUCCGAGGGCACCUACAGCCCCAGCCAGCAGGAAGUGGCUGGAGCCCGCCUGGAGAUGGACAGUGUACUCAAAGUGCCACCGGAAGAGCGUUUAAUAUAGGCACUGCUGCCUUAAGGAGGCAAUGAGGGACCUUUGCAAAGUUGGCACUGGUG
Candoia aspera is the source of this 4406-nucleotide messenger RNA. It is a transcript of the gene CRB2, whose product is annotated as crumbs cell polarity complex component 2. The coding region runs from base 1 to 4353 and encodes 1450 amino acids. Gene Ontology annotation, biological process: heterophilic cell-cell adhesion; establishment or maintenance of epithelial cell apical/basal polarity. The record is from RefSeq and is a predicted model, not a curated record. Gene Ontology annotation, molecular function: calcium ion binding. Lineage: Eukaryota; Metazoa; Chordata; Lepidosauria; Squamata; Candoiidae. Gene Ontology annotation, cellular component: protein-containing complex; plasma membrane. The transcript is spliced from 13 exons.